AUGCGUUCCACCAUCAUCGUUUCCGCUUUUGCGGCUCUUGCUCUUGCAGCUCCUCGUCCUCAGGAGAUCGAGUUCGACCAAAUCGACGCAGUUCCUGACAGCACCCCGGUCGUCGUUCCAGUUGAUGUCAGCGUUGACACUGUUGACAUUCUCCCCAAGGCUGCUGUUGUAGCUGCUGCUGAAGCCGCAGUCACCGAGGUUGCGACGACUGUGAAACGAUCUUUUUUAGAUGAGGGUGAUAACCUCUCCAAGAGAGGCCAAAUCUGCUCUGUUCAGCCAGCGGGAACAGGUCCAGCUGUCUCUCCGGAUGAUGCCCAGACCUUCAAGGACUACCAGCUGUUUUCCGAUAAGGCAAACUUCUAUGCUCUACCAGCAAACGUUCCUCAAGGAUACACUCUUGGUUUCAGCAACCUCAAGGCAUCGACCUCAAUGCUCCCAUACCUAGGAUUCAAGACCCUCGACAAGUAUGAUCCAAUCGCAUGUCAAGUCUACUGUGAUCAGCAAGAAGGUUGCACCGCCUUCAACCUCUACUACGAACGUGAUCCAACCGUGGACCCCAAUGACGCUAGCUGCGACAACCCACCUUCAUUGACUAACAUUAAGUGUGUCCGAUGGGGAGCUGCAGUUUCCACUGCAACUGUUGUCAAUAAGGGUCAAACCAGAGGAAACUUCUCGGUUGUCAUUGCCGGCUCAAACGGUUACAAUAAGAUUGCCCCACCAGGGCCACAAGACGGCUUCAACGGUCCAUCUGUUCUUGGUGGCGCUCUCAACGCACCCCUUGAUCCAAAGACCAAGACCAACACCUAUAUGGGAUACAAGUUUUUCUCUUUCACCGAUUACCCGGCUUUCUCCCAGGGUGUUCUCGCCUGUACCACUGCUUGCAAGGCGCAAACCGCUUACAAUGGCCGUCACCCACCUGCCACUGGAAAGCCAUCCGUCUGCAACCAAGUCAACGUGUAUGUUCUCUCCAAGAACAACCAACCCGAGGGAAUGUACUGCUCCAUGUACAGCGAGUCGUGGGCCUCUGAUUAUGCCACCAACCUCGGUCAAUACAGAGGAUCAGACUUCUACUCUGUCAGCCAGAGUUACACCUACGAGCUGGCCAGCUACGCUGCUACUUAUGGCAAGAUCUGUGCUGUUGGUGGAUGUCCCAACGGUAGCUUCAAGGGUGGAAGCUGUGGUGGUUAUGGUGCUAACGCUGAUGGAACUUGCUAA
Glarea lozoyensis ATCC 20868 is the source of this 1215-nucleotide messenger RNA. RefSeq lists its product as uncharacterized. Lineage: Eukaryota; Fungi; Ascomycota; Leotiomycetes; Helotiales; Helotiaceae. The transcript is spliced from 3 exons. Bases 1 to 1215 code for a protein of 404 amino acids. The record is from RefSeq and is a predicted model, not a curated record.